GGCCCGAAACGCCUCGCGGCAUUUUCAGGACCGAAACUUGGAGAAAGGGCCUUCCCCGAGGCCCGGCGACACCCCGCGGACCCUCGACUGAGGGCGGGCGUCCCUCCCAGUGCGCGUGCGCGGGCAGGGUCUUCCCGCACCUGAUCGCGAGACCCCAACGGUCGGCGGCUCGAGGCGUCGCCCGGGCGUCCCUGCGCAGCCGGCCAUGGCGCAGCCGUGCGGGCCGAGGCGCUGGCGGGCACUGCUGGCCCUGCUGGCAUCGCUGCUGCUCUGCCGGGCCGAGGCGGCCGGCGGAGGACGGAGCAUCCACGACUUCUGCCGUGUCUCGCUGGUGGUGGGGCGGUGCCGGGCCUCCAUCCCCCGGUGGUGGUACAACGCCACGGACGGCACCUGCCAGCAGUUUGUGUACGGAGGCUGCGACGGAAAUGACAACAACUACCUGAGCAAGGAGGAGUGCCUGGAGAAGUGUGCCGGGGUCACAGAAAUCUCCAGUGAUGAGCAAACCACCAAGAGGAAUGGUGCCGAGUCUUCUGCCCCAAGUGUGCCCAAAAAGGACUCGGACGAGCCUUCUGGGGAUGGUUUCGACUUUGAAGAAUACUGCAAUGCCAAAGCCGUUACCGGGCCCUGCCGCGCAGCCUUCCCACGCUGGUACUUCGACGCCGAGAAGAACUCCUGCAAUCAGUUCAUCUAUGGAGGCUGCCGUGGCAACAAGAACAGCUACCCCUCCAGGGAGGCGUGCAUGGGACGCUGCUUCGGCAAGCAGGUGUACCCUGCCCUGCCCACUGGCAGUAAAGUGGUGGUCCUGGUGGGCCAGCUCGUGAUGGUCCUGAUCCUGCUGCUGGGCGCCUCAGUGGUCUGCCUGAUCCGCGUGGCGCGCAAGAGGCAGGAGCGCGCCCUCCGCACCGUGUGGAACUCUGCUGACGACAAGGAGCAGCUGGUGAAGAGCACGGGGGUCCUGUGAGGCCGCCUGGGCAGACUGUGUAACAGAGUGGGCCGUUGUGCUGUGAGUGCGCUUUGCUGUGUGUCCCAGGGAGGAAGGCCGCAGGCCCUCCUGGCCAUGGCCGGCGCCCAUGGGCGCAGCGUCUCCUUGGCCGUUGCCUUUGCUUGUGUUGAAUCCCUCCUCUUCUCUCAUCACAGAAGUGACUGUUCAAGAGCUUCUUCCAUUUGUUUGAUUCAUAGUUUUUUUAAGUAAGCAAAAGCUGAGGGUUUUUUUUAAAUUAGGGUUAUCAAAGAAAGAAAAUAAAAUG
This is a messenger RNA of Ochotona curzoniae (black-lipped pika), 1247 nucleotides long. RefSeq names its product kunitz-type protease inhibitor 2-like. Gene Ontology annotation, molecular function: serine-type endopeptidase inhibitor activity. The transcript has 7 exons. NCBI's taxonomy places the organism in Eukaryota, Metazoa, Chordata, Mammalia, Lagomorpha, Ochotonidae. The record is from RefSeq and is a predicted model, not a curated record. Bases 206 to 961 code for a protein of 251 amino acids.